AUGAGCCGCCAGCUGCACCACCGCCCCGCCGGCGAGCGCACAGGCUUCAGCGGCUGCUCGGCCGUCAUCUCGGGACGGGUGAGCACCAGCUCCGCCUCGUUCCGGGCCGGCGUCAAAGGCACCACCGCCUUCGGCUCCAGGAGCCUCUUCAGCCUAGGGGGCGGCCGGCGCCUGGCCUUGUGCGCCGCUGCCGGGCGGGGCGGCGCCUUCGCGCUGGGCCACUGCUCUGGCUCGGGCGGCGGCCGGCUGGGAGGCUUCGUCGGCACCGUCUUCGGCAGCGCCGGGCUGGGACCCGUGUGUCCGUCCGUGUGCCCGCCCGGAGGCAUCCCUCAGGUCACCGUCAACAAAAGCCUCCUGGCUCCCCUCAAUGUGGAGCUGGACCCGGAGAUCCAGAAGGUGCGCUCCCAGGAGCGGGAGCAGAUCAAGGCGCUGAACAACAAAUUCGCCUCCUUCAUCGACAAGGUGCGGUUCCUGGAGCAGCAAAACCAGGUAUUGGAGACCAAGUGGAACCUACUACAGCAGCUGGACCUGAACAAUUGCAGGAAGAACCUAGAGCCCAUUUAUGAGGGCUACAUCAGCAACCUGCGGAAACAGCUGGAGACACAGACAGGUGACAGGGUGCGGCUGGACUCAGAGCUGAGGAACAUGCAGGACUUGGUGGAGGACUACAAGAAGAGGUACGAGGUGGAGAUUAACAGACGCACAGCUGCUGAGAAUGAGUUUGUGGUGCUCAAGAAGGACGUGGACGCCGCCUACAUGAACAAGGUGGAGCUCCAGGCCAAGGUGGACUCCCUGACGGAUGAGAUCAAAUUCUUCAAGUGCCUCUAUGAAGGGGAGAUCACUCAGAUGCAGUCCCACAUCAGCGACACCUCUGUCAUCCUGUCCAUGGACAACAACCGGGACCUGGACCUGGACAGCAUCAUAGAUGAGGUCCGUGCCCAGUACGAGGAGAUCGCUCUGAAGAGCAAGACCGAGGCUGAGGCGCUGUACCAGACCAAGAUCCAAGAGCUGCAGGUCACCGCAGGCCGGCAUGGGGAUGACCUCAAACUCACCAAGGCUGAGAUCUCAGAGCUCAACCGCCUGAUCCAGAGGAUCCGCUCCGAGAUAGGGAAUGUGAAGAAGCAGUGCUCCAACCUGGAGACGUCCAUCGCCGAUGCCGAGCAGCGGGGCGACUGCGCCCUGAAGGACGCCCGGGCCAAGCUGGACGAGCUGGAGGCCGCCCUGCACCAGGCCAAGGAGGAGCUGGCCCGGAUGCUGCGCGAGUACCAGGAGCUCACGAGCACGAAGCUGGCCCUGGACAUGGAGAUCGCCACCUACCGCAAGCUGCUGGAAGGCGAGGAGUGCAGGAUGUCUGGUGAACAUCCGAGUUCUGUGAGCAUCUCUGUCAUCAGCAACACGGGCGCAGGGGCAGGAGGGGCUGGCUUCAGCGUGGGCUUUGGCGCCUCGAGCAGUUACAGCUUCAAGCCAGCGGCCAUGGACGUCAAAACCAAAGGCAGCUGUGGCAACGAGUUCAAGGAUCCCCUGCCUAAGAGCUCAGGCGGCAGCUGUGCGGCCAGGAAGGCCUCGAGGUGA
Molecule: messenger RNA, 1572 nt
Organism: Enhydra lutris kenyoni (northern sea otter)
Lineage: Eukaryota; Metazoa; Chordata; Mammalia; Carnivora; Mustelidae
Product: keratin, type II cytoskeletal 72
Exons: 9
Coding region: 1-1572 (523 amino acids)
Biological process (GO): keratinization; intermediate filament organization
Cellular component (GO): keratin filament
Molecular function (GO): structural constituent of skin epidermis
Source: RefSeq, a predicted model, not a curated record